Linum trigynum is the source of this 4562-nucleotide messenger RNA. The record is from the annotation of a GenBank genome assembly. NCBI's taxonomy places the organism in Eukaryota, Viridiplantae, Streptophyta, Magnoliopsida, Malpighiales, Linaceae.
UACGACUGUGGUGAGGAACCUUUUUGGAUAAUGCACUAAUACCCACCAAACCACUUUUUUCUCUAAUCCCACUGAUCACCAUCCCACCUUUUUACACACAGGCUUCUCUUACACCAACCCUAACCCGAUCCCUUUCCAGACCCAAGCGAAUUAUAUUUUCCACCAAAAUUAUUUUCAUUCAGGGCCCAACUCGACCCAAAGGGGAAAUAGAGCUUCUGCUCGUGGACAUGGGUCCCGAAACCAUUCAACAAGCCCAUUUUCCCAGAAGAAGAAAAGAAAGACAAAUAUUCAAGAGAAUGAAACCGAAGAAGACCCUCCUCUGCGUUCAACCAAGCUGAAGAAGGAGAAGACAUGACUGAUGAAGAUCUAGUCAUCCCGCCAUGAUUUGAAAACUCUCUUGCUGUGGUACCGGUGGCCGAUUCCAAGCCUCCCAGAGCACCAUGAACGCCCUGGUGUGGAACUGUAGGGGAUUCACGCAGACUCCUACAGUUCGCCAGUUGAGGAAGAUGGUUAAGAGGUUUAGCCCAUCUUUCAUUUUUCUGUCUGAGACUAAGAAGAAGGAAUCUUAUAUGGAACGAAAAAGAAAAAGUAUAAAAUUUGCAGAUAAGUUCUACGUGAACCCAGUUGAGAGAGCAGGAGGACUAGCCCUGUGGUGGGUGGGUGGUCUCCCUAUCAAGAUUCUGGAUAGCAGUAGAUUCUUUAUCGAUGCUUUUGUUGAUGUUAAGGGGGGCUUUUUCAUCACUUUUGUUCAUGCUCCUUCUGAUCCGGCUGUCCGUAGGGAGUUUGGGAUCGAAUUAGUAAUCUUAGAACUAAUAUGGAGGAUAAAUGGCUUGUAAUUUGGGAUAUGAAUGUUGUGCUAUUUUCGGAUGAAAAGAAGGGAUGAGGGCCUCCUAGAAACGAAUCUGUAAUCCCUUUCAAAGCCUUUGUUGAUGAUAAUGCAUUAAUGGAUAUCGGAUUUAAGGGCUACCCUUUCACUUGGAAAAACAAUCAAGAAGGUCAGAGAAGAAUUGAAGUUAGACUGGACAGGGCUCUGUGUACAGCUGCCUGGUUUGCCAUGUUCAGUAAUACUAUUGUGUUUCAUGAGCUGCCGCUAGAUUCGGAUCACAACCCCUUGAGAAUUGAAUUCGAGGGUCUUAAAUCUCGAACAAAGACUCCUUUUCGGUUCGAUGCAAGAUGGCUCCAAAAAGAAGAAUGUCAUGAAAUUGUGAACCGAAAUUGGGACGCAGUAGGUUUGUGUGAGGAUAGAAUGAGGAAAUGUGAAAAGGAACUGGAGACUUGGGCUAAACAAAUGUAUCAGGAUCAAAACAAGAGAUUGAUGGAAAUCCAGAAAAGGCUUGAGGAGAUUCUCCUUAAUGAUCGAGCAGAUGAUAUUAUUGAGGAGGAGAAAUGUCUUAUGAAUGAGCUAGCUUCGAUUUGGAAGGAUGAAGAGUUGUUUUGGAGCCAAAGGUCGAGGAUUAAUGGACUCCAAAAAGGAGACCAAAAUACCAACUUCUUUCAUUCAUCCACUGUACAUCGGAAACAAAGGAACAAGAUUGUUUCACUGAAGGAUGAGGAUGGAAACUUAUUCUCACACCGGGCUGAUAUUUCAUCACACGUCACUGAAUUUUACCAUUCUUUCUUCACUAAGUCUGACAGAAUUGAGAGCUCUACCAUCCAGGAUUUUCCUAAGCUUGUGACGCAAGAACUGAAUGAUGAAAUGUGUAUCAUGCCAACUGUGGAGGAGAUAAAAGCCGUUGUGUUUAAUCUUGGGCCGACAAAGUCCUCAGGACCAGAUGGUUUCACGGGAAUGUUCAUUAGGAGAUUUUGGUCCAGGGUUGGACCCGAUUUCUGCAAGGAAGUUCAGGGAUUCUUUCACACGUCGAUCAUGCCACAAGGAUGGAACGAUGCCCAUAUCGCUCUCAUACCUAAAGUUCAAUCACCGGAAAUGAUUUCACAGUUCAGACCUAUUAGUUGUUGCAACUUUAGGUACAAGAUUAUAUCAAAGAUCCUUGCUAGCAGGAUGAAGAAGUGGCUGCCAGGUUUAGUUUCUGAGAUGAAGGCGGCUUUUACGAGAGGGGGAAUGAUUCAGGAUAAUAUUAUCAUUCUCCAUGAGAUUCUUCAUCAAUUUAAGAAUCAUCGAAAUGGGGAUUGGGAUAUGAUGAUCAAGCUUGAUAUGUGUAAAGCAUAUGAUCUGGUUGAUUGGGAGUGCCUGGACACUAUUCUUGAAGCUUAUGGUUUCUUGGAGAAGUGGAGAGGAUGGGUCAAUGCAUGUAUUAGAACUAUAAAGUUUUCUAUCCUGUUGAACGGCAGCCCAACAGAGUCGUUCUUUCCCACCCGAGGCAUUAGACAAGAUGAUACAAUCUCGCCCUUCUUGUUUAUCCUUAUGUCUAACACAUUGUCCUUUUUGAUUGAUAAAGCACUGUCCAGAGGCGAGAUUCGUGGUAUUAAACUUAAUCAGAAUUGCCCAAGAGUAUCACAUUGCCUUUUCGCUGAUGAUACGGUGAUCUUUGGUAAAGCAAGUGUCAAUGAGGCUGAUCAUAUACAGAGAAUACUGAGGCAUUAUGGAGAGGUUACCGGGCAAGAGAUUAAUGCUUCAAAAUCCUCAAUUUUCUUCAGCAAAAAUACACCAGAAGCAAUUCGAAAUUUGGUGACUAAUAAGUUUGGUUUUCCCCCGUCUAUCUGUCAUGAUAAGUAUCUGGGAGUUCCAUCUGAGUGGGGAAGAUCGAAAAAAGAAACUUUUCAGUUCUUGUUGGAUCGAAUGGAGAAGAAGGGAGAGUCAUGGAAGAGUCUCUUGUUAUCUCCAGGAGGGAAGAAAGUGCUACUAAAAGCUGUAAUUCAAGCAAUCCCUUCUUAUAUCAUGAGCGUCUUUCUUCUUCCUUUAUCCCUUACUUGCAAGAUGGACUCUAUUCUUAAGAAGUUUUUCUGGUCGGGAUCCAUGAAAAAGAAGUCAAUACAUUGGUGUAAUGCUCGAGUUCUAGAAAAACCGAAGGAAGAAGGAGGAGUGGGUUUCAGGAAUUUCCACUGUUCAACCUGCACUUAUUGGUAAACAAGUAUGGCGAAUGCUUGAGAACCCUGAUGCAUUAUGGGUACAAUUAUUUAAGGGUCUCUACUUUGCCAAUGGGGACUUGUUUUCAGAUUCAAAAGGAAGAAAAGGAUCAUGGAUUUGGAAUGGCUUCUGUGAUGCCAAGGAUGCUUUAAAGAUUGGAUAGGUUAAAGGGAUUAUGUCUGGGGAAGGAACGAAGUUUCAUUGUGAUCCAUGGUUACCAUCUAUUCCAUCGUUCAACCUCAAGAGCCUUAAUUUGGAACCAUCACGAGUUUGUGAUUGGAUUUCUCCCUCAACUCAGGAAUGGAAUGUGGAGGCUUUACAAGAGGUUAUCCCACACGAGAUGAUUAAGGCUAUCAAGAGUAUUCCAAUCGGACCAUCUACAUAUGAAGAUAAGUGGUUGUGGAAGCACACAACCACAGGAGCAUACAAGGUAAGUUCAGCUUAUAGAUCUUUACGUGAAGCUAGAGACCAUUCUUCUUUGUCUUUGUUUGCAGGUUCAAAUGAGGCUCACCCCAAUAGGCAAGACUGGAAAUGGCUCUGGUCUCUUUCAGUCGCCCCAAAGCUUCGUUUCUUCAUCUGGAAGAGUGCGAAACAUGCAAUUGCGACUCGUGCCCGUCUUUUCCUAGGAUGUGUUCGACUGGUCCGAUGUGCCCCAUAUGUGAGUAGAAAGUGGAGUUGAUCAUGCACAGGUUCUUUCAUUGUUAGCAUGCUGAGAGUACAUGGGAGUGCUUUGGAGGUCUGUCCACCCCACCGACACUCGAGAAUACAUUCGCUGAGUGGUUCUUCUCCCUUAGAGAGAAUGUGUCGGAUGAGGCGAUCAAGAGGAUUAUAUGUUGCUUAUGGAAUAUUUGGAUCGCUCGGAAAGGGUUCACUUUCGAGAACAGGGCUAUUUCCCCGCCCUCAACGGCUACUUUAGCUCAGAGAGAAUUUCUAGGCUUGACUGAAGCUAGAAAUUGUGAUCGUUCUAACUCUUCUAUACGUCCAGCUAUGGAGCCUACUCAACCUAGGGGAUCCCGAUCUAACCCCUCACCACCGCCUAGUGCCUUUCAUAGGAUCGUGCACUAUGAUGGUUCCUUUGUUUCUGAAUCACAGAUGGCGGCUUGUGGGAUUACAAUUGUUAAUUCCCAUGGUCAGGUGUAUGACGACAAGGUUAAGAGAUUCUUUUGUUCCAGUUCGAUGCAGGCGGAAGCUUAUGCUAUUCUCAAUGCAGUGAUCUUGGCGGCUCGGGAACAGAGCUCAGCUUGUGUCAAAUUUGAUUGUCAGAUUUUGGUGAAUGCUCUUAAGCUUGUUCCAGACCUAUGGCCUUGGCAAUGUCGCGCUUUACUUGCUCGUGUCUCGACCAUUCUCAUUUCGGCUCCGUGGGUGAAAGUGAUGUUUGUUCAUCGAUGUCACAAUCUGCUAGCCGAUUGGGUUGCUCGUAAUGCUAGAUUAGAUGCUCUCUCACGAGAUUGGAUCGUUAUUGCUGAUCUCCUUUCACCACUGUUGUAAUCAAUUAUACUUCCACCGCUUCGAUUUGGAAUAAAAGUGCCCCAAUUUG